Fusarium redolens is the source of this 657-nucleotide messenger RNA. RefSeq lists its product as uncharacterized. The annotation marks the transcript as partial. The record is from RefSeq and is a predicted model, not a curated record. Lineage: Eukaryota; Fungi; Ascomycota; Sordariomycetes; Hypocreales; Nectriaceae. The transcript has 5 exons.
AUAUUACUGCUAGCAGCAUCUCAUACUGAUAUAAUUGGUUCGAAAAGGUGGAUACAUAUAUAUAGACCACAUGCUUGUUCCAUAGUAUAUCGGUCGUCAUCGGCUUCCCACUUUAGCCAUGGCAAGCCACCAAAAAUUCGUGUCGCAAUGAACGGGAGGACUAUACUCACCAUAUGGGGAUUAUUCUUCAAAAGCCACGCAUGGCUGGAGAAAGUUUGCAAAGCCGGAAAUCCACCUGUUCUGAUCGGAAGUGUCUUGAACCAUAUUUCCCAAGACAGCGUCGAUCCUAAGCAGAGAGGUCACUUAGCUCUUAUUUGUGAGGGUAACACAUACCCAGCGCUAUUCGAAGAGUGCCUACAACCCCACCUUAUGCAUAUUCACGGAAAGGACUAUAGAGGCGACAUAGGAUUCCAAAUCUGUAGAGAACACAGUUCCUUGUUUGUAUAUGACCACUCACAAUCCUGCUACAAGUACGCAAAGGACUAUGAGCCGAUUUACGAAAAGUACAAGAACGAUAUCGAGAAACGAGAGGAUGCAAUCCUUUUUACUAUUGCGGGUUACAAAAGUCGAGGGUUAUUCCUACGCCCUACUACCAUUCGUCGCUUGAAGGGGUACCUCGCUCUCCUCACUAUAAAUGGCUCACUAAGUCGAAGAUGA